GCCAGAAAGUUUAAAAUCUCUCCUCCUUCCUUCACUCCAGACACUGCCGUUCGCUGGGGCCGCCGCGCCGCUCCCCGUCGCCUUCCAGAACUGGGAAAGAGGAAAGAGGCGAGUGCCACGUCCCAGCAGCCGUCUUUACUGGGAAGGGUCUGCAGCCCACCCUUGGCAUUGCUUGGUAGGGACUGAGAUACCCGCGCAGCCGGCCCGCCUCCGUGGUUGAAGAGUUCUCCCUCCCUCACGUGAUUUGAGCCUCGUUUUCCUUUUCUCCGAGCUACGUCCUCCGGGAGCGGGGACAAUCCGGCAAAGGGAGCGAUGCGCUUCGCCUGGACCUCACUCCUACUCGGGUUGCUGCAGCUCUGCGCACCGGUGCGCUGCGCCCCGCCGGCCACUGGCCAGCAACAGCCCCCUCGCGAGCCGCCGGCAGCUCCCGGCGCCUGGCGCCAGAAGAUCCAAUGGGAGAACAACGGGCAGGUGUUCAGCCUGCUGAGCCUGGGCUCACAGUACCAGCCACAGCGGCGACGGGACCCUGGCGCCACCGCCCCAGGCGCAGCCAACGCCACCACCCCGCAGCUGCGCACGCCAAUCCUGCUGCUCCGCAACAACCGCACUGCUGCGGCGCGGGCGCGAACCGCCGUCUCGUCCGGAGCCGUCGCCGGCCGCCCCAGGCCCGCAGCCCGCCAUUGGUUCCAAGCUGGCUAUUCGACGUCUGGGGCUCGCGACGCUGGGGCCUCGAGUGCCGGUAACCAGACGGCACCUGGAGAGCUCCCAGCGCUCAGUAAUCUGCAGCCACCCAGCCGCGUGGACGUGGACGGCAUGGUGGGCGAUGACCCGUACAAUCCUUACAAGUACUCCGACGACAACCCUUAUUACAACUACUAUGACACGUACGAAAGGCCCCGGCCUGGGAGCAGGUAUCGGCCCGGAUAUGGAACAGGCUACUUCCAGUACGGUCUUCCUGAUCUGGUGCCUGACCCUUACUACAUCCAGGCAUCCACGUAUGUGCAGAAGAUGUCCAUGUACAACCUGAGAUGCGCUGCGGAGGAAAACUGCUUAGCCAGCACAGCAUACAGGGCAGAUGUCAGAGAUUAUGAUCACAGAGUGCUGCUAAGAUUUCCCCAAAGAGUGAAAAAUCAAGGGACAUCAGAUUUCUUACCAAGCCGACCAAGAUAUUCCUGGGAAUGGCACAGCUGUCACCAACAUUACCACAGCAUGGACGAAUUCAGCCACUACGACCUGCUUGAUGCCAGCACCCAGAGGAGAGUGGCUGAAGGCCACAAAGCAAGUUUCUGUCUUGAGGACACAUCCUGUGACUACGGCUACCACAGGCGAUUUGCCUGUACUGCACACACACAGGGAUUGAGUCCUGGCUGCUAUGAUACAUAUAAUGCAGAUAUAGACUGUCAGUGGAUUGAUAUUACAGAUGUAAAACCUGGAAACUACAUUCUAAAGGUCAGUGUGAACCCCAGCUACCUGGUGCCUGAGUCAGACUAUUCCAACAAUGUCGUUCGCUGUGAAAUUCGCUACACAGGACAUCAUGCAUAUGCCUCGGGCUGCACAAUUUCACCGUAUUAGAAAGCAACUCCCAAUGGAUAAAUCAGUGCCUGAUGUUCUGAAGUGGGAAAAAAUAGAUUAACUUCAGUAGGAUUUAUGUAUUUUUGAAAGAACAGAAAACAACAAAGUAGUUUUUGUUUUGGACUGUUUUAUAACAAAGCACAUAACUGGAUCUUGAACAUUUAAAUCGGCAUAUUUUGAGAAAUUCUUGAAAUUAUUAUUCACACUACUUUGUGAUUAACAGUGUUUCAAUUCUAUAAUUGCACACUUGGCUCUUUCAAGAAAUCCAAAUUUCUUAUGCUCCUUUUGAAAUUAUAGUGCAAAAUGGAAAAAAAAAAAAACAUUUCAGUGAAAGAGUUAAAAUUACUUUAAAGUGAGAAUUUUCUAAAGUUCUGAAACUUUAGUGAACCAUAACAAUAACUGGCUUAGUUAUGUCCUAGCAUAGAUUACUUUAGAAAUGAGACUCCUACUGUUUAAAUAGAUAUGGACACAUUUGGUGCUGAGGAAGGAACAACACAUUACCAUUGGUGGCAAGAAAUAUUACUAUAUAGCAGAGAAAUGGCAAUAUAUGUAUUCAGAUAGUUACAUCCCUAUAUAAAAUUUAUGUUUACAUUUCUAAAUGAGUAGAUAAACUACUUUCUCUCUCUCAAGUGUUCAAUUUCAUUCUGACUUAAGUCAGCUUUUGUUUUGGAAUGAAUUAAGUAAUUGAGCUGCCCAACUCCUGUCUGACAUUUGUUGAUGCUCCCCUCUACUCUUUAAUUUUCCUACAGGCAGGGACCUUUUAAGUGGCAUUCUUAAAAUUACUAUUCUGGGGACUGCUAUACAUAGGACAACUGUGUCAAUGGGAAGUCAUCCUGAUGAUAGAUAUGAUAUAUCCAGAGAUAAUAUGGAUUUAAGUAUAUUAAACUAUGAGCCAAAAAAAUUCCUUGCUGACAUAAAAAUCAUACCAACAAGUCCCCCAAACCACAACUGUCUCUAAAAUAUUGAGAAAAAUUAAUGAAACACAUCUUAGGAUUUUCAGCUUUUCUACAUUUUUUUUAAAUAAUCAGCUUUAAAAAGAAGGUUAAUUUAAAAAAAAUCAUUCAGAAUAGAUGACAUAAUGUAUAUGGAUAUAGGAGCAUUAUCCUAGGCCAUCCACGAAUCAGUCAUACAUGUAUUUUGGUGUGUGUGUCUGAAAUAUAAUACAAAUUAGCAAAGCACAUAGCAUUACAUACUUGAGGUAUUGGUGCAUAAGGAGGGAAAAAAACUUUCUGCAAAACCAAGGACUGUGUUGCAUAAUGAGACAGCUGUGAUUUUAUUUUAAACUGUGAAACCAUGUGCCACAACAAAAUUCGGAGAAUUUGUCUUUUUCUUAGAUUCAAAAGGUGCAGAAAGAAAUCAAAUUAUACUUUUAAGUUAGUGGUGCUUUAAGCAGAAGUUUUUCUACAUUAACCAGUAUUAAAAUCUCAAGCAAGGUAUUUCGAGUGCCAGGAUAUAUUAGGUAGAAUUUAUAAGUGAGGUGGCAUCCCUGUAUUAUGUGUCACAGAGUUGCAAAGUAAACACUACAAGUAAUCAUUCUGCACUCAACAGUGCCUAGCAGGGCAGGAAGGGCUGAAGGUGGAAAGGAAAGUCAUCAAGGGCAGAUAGAGCGACGCCCCAGAUCAUAAUCUGCCAGGGCACACCCAUACUAAGAGACAAUGCAGACAGCUUGAUAGAGACCCAGAACUUUCACUGAGCUAGAUAGAGACCCAGAACUUUCAUUGAGCUAGUAUCUGAGCUAUGAAAUAGCUGCUUUGAUGUACCUCUUUGCCUGAAAUUGCUUUUAGUUUAAAGAUUGUAGAAUGAUCCUUUUAAAUUGUAAUCUUUUCUAAUAGAAAUAUUUUAACAUACUUGCUUUUUUUAAAAAAAACAAAAACUACUGUCAGUAUUAAUACUGAGCCAGACUGGCAUCUAUAGAUUUAAGAUUUAUCAUUUCAUUAAGGUUUUUACCCCUGUACUAAAAACUAGCCAAUAUCAUGGCCUUUGGAUACAUAUGAGAAGACACAGUUACUAUCAUUCCAUAGGCCUUCUAUUUGUCUGUACAUCCGUCAUCAUUUGAGGGCCUAGUACAUGCCAGGCAACUCACAUGCUAGGCACUGGGGUAUAAAAAAAGACUGUCCUUAACCUCAGUAAGUAUUCAAAUUGUUGUAUUACCCAUUAGGUUUACUGUAUUUCAUUUUUAAUAUCAUAAGUACAUGUCUAAAAAAUUUCUACUUUAAGCACUAUUGUUUUUCAUAACUAUAUUUUAUUAAAAAUAAAUUAAAAAGA
Molecule: messenger RNA, 3837 nt
Organism: Phacochoerus africanus (Common warthog)
Lineage: Eukaryota; Metazoa; Chordata; Mammalia; Artiodactyla; Suidae
Gene: LOX
Product: lysyl oxidase
Exons: 7
Coding region: 313-1572 (419 amino acids)
Biological process (GO): peptidyl-lysine oxidation
Molecular function (GO): protein-lysine 6-oxidase activity; copper ion binding
Source: RefSeq, a predicted model, not a curated record